Vespa velutina is the source of this 1375-nucleotide messenger RNA. Its product is annotated as histone H2A-like. The record is from RefSeq and is a predicted model, not a curated record. Bases 61 to 435 code for a protein of 124 amino acids. Gene Ontology annotation, molecular function: DNA binding; protein heterodimerization activity; structural constituent of chromatin. The transcript has a single exon. Gene Ontology annotation, cellular component: nucleosome. Lineage: Eukaryota; Metazoa; Arthropoda; Insecta; Hymenoptera; Vespidae.
ACGAGCGUUUGUUACGGUUUUAUAAAUUUAUAAUUUUUUUUUUUUUUAAAGAAGUACAAUAUGUCCGGACGUGGGAAAGGUGGUAAAGUAAAGGGUAAAGCGAAGUCACGGUCAAAUAGAGCUGGAUUACAAUUUCCAGUUGGCCGUAUCCAUCGUCUUUUAAGGAAGGGUAAUUAUGCCGAACGUGUUGGAGCCGGAGCGCCAGUAUAUUUGGCGGCAGUAAUGGAAUAUCUAGCUGCUGAAGUUCUCGAGUUGGCAGGAAAUGCUGCUCGUGAUAACAAAAAGACAAGAAUUAUUCCGAGACAUUUGCAAUUGGCGAUCCGAAAUGACGAAGAAUUAAAUAAAUUGUUGUCUGGCGUGACUAUAGCUCAGGGUGGUGUCUUGCCAAACAUACAAGCUGUUUUGCUUCCAAAGAAGACAGAGAAGAAAACAUAAUUAAAAAUAUGCAAAUAGAAACGGCCCUUUUUAGGGCCACCAAAUUAAUUUUUUUCUUAAGGAAUCAUUUCGUUUCGAUUACAAGAAUGGCUAUAUAAUAUAAUAUAUAAGGACAGGUUAUAUAUAUAAUAUUUGCGUAGAUAUCCCGAAAUUAUGGCCUUAAGAGACCCUAAGAAACGAAUAUAUCGCACUUUACAGAUACCGAUAAAAAGAUUAGAGUUUCCGGCCAACUAAGUGCUCAUAGGUCUGGCAUUGGAAACAUUGAAUAUUCUUUGUUUGAAAGUUCCUUCUAAUAUAUACUUGUACUGAAAACUAGGCGUGUUUUAUUGAUAUCAUUGAAAAAUCUUCCCAAGGGAUAGAAGUAGAAAAAAGGAUUUUCAUUACAUUGAGUGAUAGGGAAAAACUCCUUUUUUUUACUCUAUGAUUUAUUAAGAGUUCCAUUUUUUAAGUUUUUAUUUAUUGGUUCUCUAUCUUCUAGAUUUAGAACUGGCGAGUUAAAUAAAUUCUGUCGAGUAUUUUAAAGUAAUUCCUAAUUAAAUUGAAUAAAUUAUUUGAGUUUGAAAAAUAAAGGUAAUAAUUUUAUAAAGAAUGCUAGAAAGAGUUAAAUUUAUAUCAAGAUAAAGCUAAAUAAACAAUGUUGAUUAAAACUAAGCGCAUAUAUAUUGACAAGAAAGUAUCGCAUUGAUUACUCUAACCAAAGCUAAAAAUAUCUAUAUAUCACGAGAACUAACGUUCAAAUCAUUGGAAUUACUUUAUAUGCUUGGUCCAUUCGUAUAUGAAUGUUUAAAACGAAACAUCAAUCGGAGGACAUAGCUACGGAGUAACUAUUCUAUAUUAAGAGACGAAUAGACGACGAGACGAAAGUUUAUCUGUAAUAAUUUGAAAAAUAUUUCAUCGUAGUCAAUAAUUUGAAAAGUAAUUUUUUUCCGUAAGCAAACUU